Molecule: messenger RNA, 456 nt
Organism: Rhizoctonia solani
Lineage: Eukaryota; Fungi; Basidiomycota; Agaricomycetes; Cantharellales; Ceratobasidiaceae
Product: glutathione S-transferase, microsomal
Exons: 6
Coding region: 1-456 (151 amino acids)
Cellular component (GO): nuclear envelope; endoplasmic reticulum; membrane
Molecular function (GO): glutathione peroxidase activity; glutathione transferase activity
Source: RefSeq, a predicted model, not a curated record
AUGCCUACUACCAUCACUAUUCCCGAUAACUACGGCUAUGUUGCUCUUGCCGCGAUCAGCACUGGAUUCCUCACUGCCUUUCAAACAACGCUUGUAUCCAGUGCUCGCAAAAAGUCUGGAAUUCAGUACCCUCGACUUUAUGCGGAGAAGGACGAAAUGGACAAGUCCAUUGAAGCCUUGAAAUUCAAUUGUGCUCAACGUGCCCAUCAAAAUACACUUGAAUGGCUCCCGCAUGUACUUUUCUUCACUACAUUCCUUGGCCUUCGCUACCCAACGCUUGCGGCAUCUCUUGGAGGUGUAUGGUCGGCGAGCCGUGUUCUCUACACCCUAGGAUAUGCCUCUGGCGAUCCGAAGAAGCGCAAUACUCGAGGAGGAUUCUUUGGCAGCAUCGCGUACUUGGGUUUGUUAUUUGGUUCUGCAUAUGCAGGUGUUGAACUGGCGCUUGGCAAAUGGUAA